UAGCUUCCUUCACUCAGCUACGAACGACGAAACAAAACGAAAACGAAAACGAAAACGAACGGACCCAUCUUCUUCUUCUUCUUCUUCUCUUUUUCUUUCACUGCCAAAAAACAAAACUCACUUUUCAACAUUCAUUUCUUCACCAUUCUCUUCCUUCACUCUUACGCUAAAUCAUUUCCCUCCACCAAAUCAAAAUUUUCUCGAAUCUGAAAGCUUCUUCGCGGACAUGGCUAUGCUCCGCAAGUUGUUCUAUCGUAAGCCUCCUGAUGGUCUCCUCGAGAUCUGCGACAGAGUUUACGUUUUUGAUUGCUGUUUCACAACGGAAGCUUGGAAUGAAGAGAAGUAUAAAGUGUAUAUGGAUGGUAUAGUAGGUCAGCUUAGAGAGAAUGUGCCUGAUGCUUCUAUUUUGGUUUUCAAUUUUCGCGAGGAAGAGACCAAGAGUUUGAUGGCAAAUAUAAUAUCUGAGUAUGACAUUACUAUAAUGGAUUAUCCUAGGCAUUAUGAAGGUUGUCCUGUGCUUAAAAUGGAGCUCAUUCACCACUUUUUAAGGUCUAGUGAAAGUUGGCUUUCACUUGGUCAACACAAUGUGUUGUUGAUGCAUUGUGAACGUGGUGGUUGGCCCGUUAUGGCUUUCAUGUUAGCUGCAUUGUUGAUUUAUCGGAAGGUUUAUAGUGGCGAGCAUAGGACUUUGGAUAUGAUUUAUCGGCAGUCCCCACACCAGCUUUUACAUUUGUUGACGCCGUUGAAUCCAAUUCCUUCCCAACUGAGGUAUCUGCAGUAUGUUUCUAGGAGGAAUGUGGCCUUAGAUUGGCCUCCGCUCGACAGGGCACUCAUGUUGGACUGUAUUAUACUUAGAUUCUUCCCAAACUUUGAUGGGGAAGGUGGUUGUCAUCCAUUGUUUAGAAUUUAUGGACAGGAUCCUUUUAGUGCAGAUAAAAGUCCUAAAAUGCUGUACUCAAUGCCAAAGAGAAGUAAAAAUGUCCGGGCUUACAAGCAGGGAGAGUGCGAACUAAUUAAAAUUGAUAUCAAUUGCCAUAUUCAAGGUGAUGUUGUGAUCGAGGGUAUUAACUUGAAUGAUGAUAUGGAGCAUGAAAUGAUGAUGUUCCGAGUUAUGUUCAACACAGCUUUUGUUAGAUCCAAUAUUCUGAUGCUUAAUCGCGAUGAAAUUGAUGUUCUAUGGGAUGCUAAAGAUCACUUUCCAAAAGAUUUCAGAGCUGAGAUCCUUUUCUCAGAGAUAGAUGCUGCUGCAGCAGUUAUUUUAGAUAAUACAUCAUUCUUUGAGGAGAAAGAUGGACUGCCAAUUGAAGCAUUUGCCAAGGUUCAAGAGAUCUUUAGCCAUGUGGACUGGAUGAACCCAAAGGCAGAUGCUGCACUAAACGUGCUCCAACAAAUAAGUACUUCUGCUAUCAUGAAUGACAAGCUGGAUAAAGUUUCUGACCAGCAUGUGGAAACUGCCACUUCCUUGGGCGAAACAGGUCCUAAAACGCCUCAAAGGAAUUCAUAUGCAGCAAUACGGUCUUUAUCCUCAACUAAGAGAACCCCAAAUAAUGAUAUGAGCAGAAAAGAGGAAAAGACAAACAAAGUAGAUUCUAUUCCACAGAGGGCUAAUACAUCAGACAUCAUCGGUCAGGAGAAAAUUUGCUCAUCUGAAAAAAGUUUGGAAUCCAGUAAAUGUCCAACAGGAUCAACAAAUUUUGACAUAAAACCACAGGAAUCUAAUCUUGCUUCAUCUAGUUCUGCAGAUUCUUCUCUUUCCCCUGGAACACCUCCUCCGCGGCCUCCCUUGACUACUCGUUCUAAAGAAGUUCAUGAUUCUCCUCCCCACACAGAAUUGCCUCCACAUCAUAUUUUGCCUUCGCAAUCAGGACCUCAAUCACAAGACAGGAGUUACUCACCUAUUUCUAGCUCUACACCUGAGACCUAUCAUUCCCUUGCACCUGAUUCUUCAAUUGAGCCAUCCCCUCCACUUUCUUCGAGAAAACCUUUGAAUGACAUUCCACCAGUCAAAACAAGACCCAAGUCUCCCUCUUCGCAGCCUCCAACUCCACCUCCUCCUCCUACCCCUCCACUAAAAGAUCAGAAAGUAGUUAGGGCUGGACCUCUCUCCCCACCCCCACCACCUCCUUCUCCAAAGAAGGAUAUACAUGUUAAAGCUGGACCUCCUCCUUCUCCUCCUGUCCCAUCUCAUAUGAAUGAGAAACCACAUGUUAGAGAUGGACUUUCUCCUCCCCCUCCCCCUCUUCCCCCAUCACCUCCUCUAAAAGCGGAGCAACCUACUAGGUUUCAGCCCCCGCCACCUCCACCACCACCUCGUCUUUCAGUGGAAGCUGCAAGUCCUAUUACAGCACCGCCUGCACCGCCUCCACCUCCAUCUGCAACACUUUCCUCUGGUAACCCUAAUGCUUCAUUGCAAAAGUCUUCACCUGCUCCACCACCUCCAAUUCCUUUUGGUAAAGGUCUAAAACCAGGCAGUGCUUUUCCAAUGUCCCUUUCUGUGGGAGUUGAUGGAAAUAAGGUCUCAGGACCUCAAUCUAGUUCACUAGCAGGCUCAAAGGGACGAGUUCUACCACGUGCAAUUGGCUCAAAAAAUGACUCCAAAAAGUUGAAGCCAUUGCAUUGGAUGAAGCUAUCUAGAGCAGUGCAAGGAAGUUUGUGGGAUGAGACACAAAAAUCUGGCGAAGCUUCCAAAGCCCCAGAGAUUGAUAUGUCAGAGCUCGAGAGUCUCUUCUCGGCAGCAGCCCCUAGUUCAGGCCCUGCCAAGAAGUCAAAUGUCCAAAGCUCAGUGAAGCCUAAAUCUGAGAAAGUGCAACUGAUUGAUCAUAGGCGAGCAUAUAAUUGUGAAAUCAUGCUUUCAAAAGUGAAGGUGCCAUUGCAUGAUUUAAUGAGCUCAGUGCUAGCACUAGAAGAGUCGGCACUAGACACUGAUACUGUCGAGAACCUUAUAAAGUUCUGUCCUACAAAAGAGGAGAUGGAGAUAAUUAAGAAUUAUAACGGGGAAAAGGAGAAAUUAGGGAGAUGUGAACAGUUCUUCAUGGAGUUGAUGAAAGUACCACGGGUAGAAGCUAAGCUCAGGGUCUUUUCAUUCAGGAUUCAGUUCUAUUCUCAGGUUUCUGAUCUUAAAAAUAGCCUAAAAGUUGUGAAUUCUUCUGCAGAAGAGAUCAGGAAUUCUGUCAAAUUGAAGAGAAUUAUGCAAACAAUACUUACUCUAGGAAAUGCUUUGAAUCAAGGAACUGCCAGGGGUUCUGCUAUUGGAUUCAGAUUAGAUAGCCUUCUUAAACUCACCGAGACACGGGCACGGAACAACAAAAUGACUCUCAUGCAUUAUCUUUGUAAGGUGUUAGAUGACAAAUUACCAGAAGUCUUAGACUUCUCUAAGGAUCUUGCUAACCUAGAGCCAGCAGCAAAGAUCCAAUUGAAGUUUCUUGCAGAGGAGAUGCAAGCUGUAAACAAAGGGUUAGAGAAAGUCGUCCAGGAAUUAUCCACUUCUGAAAACGAUGGUCCUAUAUCAGAAACGUUCCGCAAGAAAUUGAAAGGGUUCCUCUGUUCUGCUGAAGCUGAAGUCCGAACAUUGGCUUCACUAUAUUCUGGUGUGGGCAAGAACGUGGAUGCGUUGAUUCUUUAUUUUGGGGAAGAUCCAUCUCGCUGUCAAUUUGAGCAAGUUGUCACAACUUUGCUCAACUUUACUCGAAUGUUCAACAAAGCCCAUGAAGAAAAUCGUAAGCAGCUAGAGCUUGAAAUGAAGAAAACAGCAGAAAGUGAUAAAAAGAAAUGUGAAUCGGAAAGGAUAUUACCUACAACGAUCCGAACUGGCAAUGUCAAAUAAGUAAUUAUUAGACGAAAUUAGCUUUGGGAGUCCGUAUAUAUUCUAGCAUGACUAGGAAUUUCACCACACAAAUGUGGUUUUGGUGUUUGGGUUUUUUUGAGGGGCGUGUAUUGUGGCACAUAUAAUAGUAGCUAGCUGGCAUUGAGAAUCGAAUAACUGCAUUACACUACAAAGCUGAGAGGGUGGAGUUUGCAUGAGUUAUGUUAUUUGCCAACCAACUUGUAGUUGUAUAUAACUCCCCUCUCCGCUUAGAAACUGUAUGAUUGUAAGUAUAAAUAUAUAUCCAAGAAACCAGGGCAUUUGUUGUUAUUUUAUCUCUGCCCCCUCAGUCUUGGUUCUCUCUGCUAGCAACACUAAUUUCACGUCUGUUGUGCAAAGCUUGAAUAUCUUACUGUAUAGCAUAUAUAUAUAUAUGAUAUAUUUAUUUUUUCGAUUGAUUAUUUGUACUAUA
Molecule: messenger RNA, 4274 nt
Organism: Medicago truncatula (barrel medic)
Lineage: Eukaryota; Viridiplantae; Streptophyta; Magnoliopsida; Fabales; Fabaceae
Product: formin-like protein 13
Exons: 18
Coding region: 227-3823 (1198 amino acids)
Source: RefSeq, a predicted model, not a curated record